Ostrea edulis (European flat oyster) is the source of this 1150-nucleotide messenger RNA. RefSeq lists its product as uncharacterized. The transcript has 5 exons. The record is from RefSeq and is a predicted model, not a curated record. Lineage: Eukaryota; Metazoa; Mollusca; Bivalvia; Ostreida; Ostreidae. Bases 96 to 1001 code for a protein of 301 amino acids.
AUUUUCACAUCAAAAUCACAUGCGGCAGUUUUGUACUAAUGUUUUGGUAAACGAGAAGUUAGCGGUAUUUCGUCGAGUAGCUUGGUAGCAACAACAUGGCUGUCGCACUGUCGGAAUCUGUCGCCAAAAACAUUUCAAACUUGCCAAAAGAGGAGGGUAAGGAGUUUUUAGCCAGACAACUGGACCUGAAGAGCCUACAGGAUGACGAGAACCUGAGAAAUGCUGUUUAUGUAGACUUUCUAUAUGACAACUUAACAUUUGCAGUGGAAAAAGGAUUUUCGUGGAAGCAAGUCUGUGCAGUUGUGACAUUUUGUGAUGGAAUUCUGAAAGAUUCAUCAGACAAAGACCUGACAGAUGCUCUUCACUUUCUAAAACUUCAGUCCUUUGAAUUAUCAGACAUACUUGGCAAGAGAAAUUUUCCCAUCUACACAGACUAUAUAUUCCUGACCUUUCUUAGACAUUUCAAACUUUUCAAGUAUGUGUUUACAAAAGAAAGAGAUAUUUUAAAACCAAAUUUGGCCUUAAGAGUGGAAACCCCUGCAGAUCCUGGUAACAUGAAAUCGAGUAAACCCAAGACUGUGUGGGAGUAUGAGAGGCAGUACGAAGGCAUUCAGAGGACAGAGGUGGAACACACAAACAAGCGACUAGAGCAGAAGGCAAAAACUCUGGAAACAGCCGAGACACGGACCAAAGAACGACUGGAGAAAAUCUCUGGUGUCUCCACUCCCCUCAGUAAAGAGAAAGUAAGUGAGUUAAUUGGAGAAGUCAUUGGUUCUUAUACUUCGCUUGUUGUGGAGAAGGUCAAGUGUAACAUCACUGAUGUGCAAGAGGACCUGGCAUUCAAACUUGAGAGAACCAGUUUACCACGGCCUCAGGAACUAGGUCCACCACCACGAUUUAACCUUAAACCCAAAACACCAUUACCAACUCCAAAGAAAACACCUCCAAAGAGUCCGAAAAAUGAACGCAAAAAGUCGGGAUCAAAAAGUCGAAAUAAAUGAUCAAUGUUAUUGGUUGAAUGAUUGUGAUAUAAUUGUCAGAAUCUGAUCUUUUGUGUGAAAAAGCAAUGUCAUCAUUUGCUGCAUGAUCAUGGACUUGUUUACUACAACAUGUUGUUUCAUCAGUCAAUUAAAUAAACAAUUUGCCAUCA